Molecule: messenger RNA, 1059 nt
Organism: Perkinsus marinus ATCC 50983
Lineage: Eukaryota; Perkinsozoa; Perkinsida; Perkinsidae
Exons: 8
Coding region: 1-1059 (352 amino acids)
Biological process (GO): transmembrane transport
Cellular component (GO): membrane
Molecular function (GO): transmembrane transporter activity
Source: RefSeq, a predicted model, not a curated record
AUGGCUCACCAGUGGCAUUGGAAGAUAUUGCCACUUCGUGAUGGAGGUAGCGAGGGUCCGUUACCCCCAAGUGAGUAUUAUAACCUCAAUCAUUGGAAGAGGCUGUUCUACCGCAUUAAAUACCGACCGAGACGGGUGGCCGAUCUAGUCAUGAUAUUCUUUAGCAUCUUCCUAGAGUGGUUGGGGAGCACACUAUUGGCACCCGUCACACCAUGGUACGUAGAAAAGCUAGCACCUGAUAUGAACCAGGGAACUGCAGCGUCCAUCCUGAUGGCAUCCUAUGCUGUCGGCACGUUCUUAGCCUCUCUGCUCACUGGGCCGUUGUCUGACAGGUUGGGUCGGCGUCCUGUAUUCUUAGCGGGAAUGACAAUCUAUACAGUGGCGCAGUUUCUAGUGGCUAAUGCAUGGGACCUCACCACCUUCGCUGUGUUCCGGGCGAUCGGCGGAACUGCUGCUGGAAGCCGUCCCGUAAUCAUCGCCUACCUCAUCGACAGUAGUAGGCCGGUAGACAUGAAGUUGUAUGGUGCCUUUCUUGGCCUAUCGGUGGUCAUAGGACGAAGUAUUGGCCCUAUUAUAGACUUCAUUCCUGCCGCGAUUGUGGGUGCCAUCGGAAUGCUCAUCUCGAUUAUUAUAAUCGUGGUGCCAUUCGUCCACAAUCUGGCAGCAGUCAUAGUUCUCGGUCUCUGCAUGCAAGCUGGAACAUCGUUGUAUUUCGCUGGUCAAGCCUACUACAAUUCUGUUAUUGCCCCUCCAAAGAAGAGAGGUCUUGUCAACUCUUGUGUGAUGGCAUCGGCAAACGUUGGUGGGAUAGUAGGACCGUUGGUCGCCGGUGAUUUGUAUGAUCUUGGUUUGUUCGAUCCGUUUUACUUCAGCAUUUCCCUAUCCGCCACAGGGUUCACAGCAUGCAUCGGCAUUUUCCUUGGGAUGAGAUAUCAGUUGAAUCUCUAUAAAUCGGUGCAGAACGUCUCUCCGAUCACGCCGAAGUCCCCACAGACCCCGCCAAGGCCUGAGGGUGAUAUCGACAUCACCAGUGAUCAUGAAACGGCAGCGUCGCCUUGA